Messenger RNA from Notechis scutatus (mainland tiger snake), 2050 nucleotides. NCBI's taxonomy places the organism in Eukaryota, Metazoa, Chordata, Lepidosauria, Squamata, Elapidae. The record is from RefSeq and is a predicted model, not a curated record.
CGUUUUGUUUCUUGGUUUGCAGGCAGGCCCAGUCAUUAAAGUAAAGAUCCCGAAGGACAGGGAUGGGAAACCAAAACAGUUUGCAUUUGUGAAUUUCAAACAUGAAGAAUCUGUUCCCUAUGGCAUGAGUCUGCUUCAUGGGAUCAAACUUUUUGGGAGACCGCUCAAAAUUCAGUUCCGAUCAGGGAGCAGUCAUGCAUCUCAAGAGGUCACCUCACCCUGUGCCCCACAUGGAUUUGCAAACGGAAACCCCUCCAGCCCACAGCUUCUGGCAGCAGCACACAGCAACAGGUUUGAGAGGAACACAGAGAACAUGUCAGCUGGCCAGAGAUCAUUCUCCUCUUUGGACAACCAUCAAUCAAAGGCUAUGAUGACUUCGGCCUGGCAGCAGGUCCCAUCGUACGGCGGAAGGCACAACUCUCCGCUUCCCGAGUCUUUGCCUGCAGGCCAGCAGGGUUACUCCUCCCCCUGGUCCUCAGCCUCCCCAGCACACUGGCGCUUGGAGCCUCCCCGCAAGGGCAGGGCCAGCUCCCACCCGUACCAGUCUGGCCACAGGCACCACGGCCAGGAGCAGAGGCGGCUUGCGGACUGCGGUUCCAAUUACUCCUUCCGGGGGAGCCGGGAAGACCAUUACCAUGACGACAGGAAGUAUGGAGGCUGGAGCUGAAUCAUGGCAGCCGGAGUUACCGCGAUGGGGGAUGGCGCUCCGCCCGCCACUCGCAAGUAUUUGGAGCGGAUUUUACGUACAUUUCUUCCUGUUGGUUCUUUCCCUUUUUAAAGCUUCCUUUCUUCCCUUUACGGAGAGCUUGUAGGCGAUAACUUCACAAGUUACCUUUUUAAAAAGAAAAAAAAAAGUUUUAUAUAUCUAUCAUCUGCAGUAUGUAUUUUGAGAGAAAAGAAUUUUUGAAUUGUAUUAACUUCCCCUCAGGGUUUAGACAAAGAGAGAAAAAACAAGUGCCACACUUUUAAACGGAUAAAGAAAAGAAGACAUUGUGUUUAUUUUAUAAGGAAAAAAAAAGUUCUGCUGCUUUGGUUUUAUUUUAAAACCAACGUUGGUAUUUUUAUAGCAAGAGCCCCUGAGGCGGUUCUGGUGUUGCUCAGAAAAGGGCCGGGAAGAAGAAAGUUUGGUGGCCGUUGACAAUUUGGGUAACAGUGUUUUGCUGCGGGAAUGAAGUUACUGAAUAUUCGUUGUAUUAAGUGUUUCGCCUGGUGAGAUCUACAAAGAGAGUAGAUUUGCCCAAGAAUUUGAUCACCUGUAAUGAAGGAUGUGUGUUCUUUACACUGACAGUCUCAUUGGGGGGUUUUUAGCUGAUCUGAUCUGGUGGUUUUUAUAUCAAGGAAACCCUGCAGUAUCUUAAGUGAUUGCCACUUCUCAGGAAAUUAUUGCAUGCUUCUGCCUCACGUGGAGAAAAAUUCAGAUUGUUUUGCAAACACUUUCAAAAUUAGAAAUUUCUGAUUUAGGUUAAAUUAGAAAAUCAAUAUUCAAAUGAAACGAGAAAGAGGUAAGUAUUGAUGAGAAUAUGCGCCCAUUGCAAGCUUGUAAUGAAAGAUUUCAUCAUAAAAUGACUGGUUCCUGAUGAGAGCUCAAAAUGCUUAGUAAUUGGAGAGUGAAAUCUUGCUUUUCAGUCCCCCGGGUGGGCUACAAUCUUCACGCUUCCCCCUCCCUCCCUGGCUAAAAUGCCAUCACUGCAUGCAACUCUUACUUCUUUGUAUUCUGAGAAAUCCUGAUUUGGCACAAGUGUUUGCCUGGGAGCACUUUUAAUGGUAAGAAACUAGCAGGCCUAGCUUUCACUUGGCUUCCGGGUGCAUCUCCGGUGCUUCCUUUAAACAUUAGCCAUUGGGACUGGUAAUUAAGUGUUUGUGUUUUCUGGGCACACGUAAAACACACGGAUUGUGUUUCAAAUGGCUGCUUUGAGUAAAAUUAGUACCCAGUAUUUGCAAUUGGCAUACGUUUCACUUGGAGCCAUGUGAUUUUAGGGAAGAAGCAGCCGUUUUAACCGGGUUCAUCCUCAUCUCUUCCCUACUACUACAGUCCCAAGAUGACUAUUAU